Anoplophora glabripennis (Asian longhorned beetle) is the source of this 1272-nucleotide messenger RNA. RefSeq lists its product as uncharacterized. Gene Ontology annotation, biological process: carbohydrate metabolic process. The record is from RefSeq and is a predicted model, not a curated record. The transcript is spliced from 4 exons. Lineage: Eukaryota; Metazoa; Arthropoda; Insecta; Coleoptera; Cerambycidae. The coding region runs from base 61 to 1194 and encodes 377 amino acids.
UGUGUAUACCUAUAAGCUUUGCAAAAACAGCUAAUUUUCAGUAUAAUCCCGGUGUUCAGAAUGAAAAGUCUAGCAUUUUUUGCUUUCUACUGUACUGCCGUUUUGGCUGUGCCAACUGUCUACGAUAAUGGUGCACAGGCAGAAGAAUGCACAACUGAUGUUUGUUUGUCUUCAGAUGGAUGCCGUUGUGCAACAUCUGUAAGUCCCUUAAAUUCUGACCAAACACCUCCGCAGCUCAUCAGUUUAACUUUUGACGAAGCCGUUACUGAAAACUUGUACAACAACUUUUGGCAGCCUCUACUUUCCAAUAGAACUAACCCAGACGGACAGCCAAUUAGUGCCACUUUCUUUGUACCACAUGAAUAUACCGAUUACGUAAAAGUAAAUGCUCUGUAUAAUGUGGGAUAUGAAAUAGCUGUUCACUCUAUCACAAAGAAUAGCAGACAAGCAUACUGGCGUGGUGCUAGUGAGGAACUUUUGAAACAAGAAUUUGGAGGUCAAAAGAAAAUUCUUCAUAAAUUUGCAAACAUCCCUGAAGAAGAUAUUGUUGGCGUAAGAACUCCUCAAUUGCAGUUGGCUGGUGACAACUCCAUAAAAGCUUACCAAGAUGCGGGACUGUCUUAUGACAGUUCAUGGCCAACUUUGGCUGACAUACCUCUCUAUCCAUAUACUCUCGACUACUUGAGCUCCCAACAAUGCCUUUUAGGAAACAAAUGCCCAACUGAAGCGUUUAAAGGAUUCUGGAUUCUUCCUGUUAUUGACCUCCAUGGAGAAAAUAAUGAAGCGUGUAAUAAUCUCGCAGCUUGUAACGUUGUUGGUACAGCUGAAGAAAUUUCUGACUGGUUGUUAGAUGAAAUCAAUCAAAUUCGUGACAGCACCAGAGCACCUCUAACAUUGCUCAUAAACUCCAACUGGUUUAGUCUCACCGAGAACAGCUAUGACGGAUUCACCAGAUUCUUGGACACACUUGAGACCUACAGUGACGUUUUCCUUGUGUCACAGAAACAAGUUCUUGACUGGAUGAAGAAUCCUGUUCAAGUGUCCGAAUACAAAACUGGAUUCGCAGAAGGGACUGCUCAAUGCAUGGCUUAUACCUGCAAUCUCCACAAAUCAGAUGGCGCAGUCAGAUACAUGAAGUCUUGCAUCCGUUGUCCGGAGUCUUACCCAUGGUUAGAUAAUCCAGAGGGCAAUUAAACAUGUCAUGGACGAAUGAAAUAAAUGUAACACAUUUUUUCAAUUAAUAAAAUUGAAUAAAUAAUCUAUAAAAAUUUG